AUGAAUGGAAGUUGGGGUACUGCAGCGCAACCUGUAUCGAGUGAAACAAACAGCUCAGAAUCCCGAUACUGUCUCGAUUUUACAGAGAGAAAUAGUGGAUACGGCGCUGCGAAGUCCCUGUCGCCAAGUGGAGCUGCUGGGUUCGCUGUGAAAGCAAUCUACGACUACACCGCUGCAGAUAAAGACGAAGUGUCGUUUUUGGAAGGUGACGUCAUUGUAAAUUGUGAGAAAGUGGAUGACGGAUGGAUGACCGGAACAGUUCAACGCACACUACAAUGGGGUAUGCUGCCUGCAAAUUAUGUUCAACCGCACAAGCUGCCUACUGGACUAGCCAGAUUCAAAUGA
Molecule: messenger RNA, 345 nt
Organism: Cooperia oncophora
Lineage: Eukaryota; Metazoa; Nematoda; Chromadorea; Rhabditida; Trichostrongylidae
Source: the annotation of a GenBank genome assembly